Neltuma alba is the source of this 681-nucleotide messenger RNA. RefSeq lists its product as uncharacterized. The transcript has 2 exons. The coding region runs from base 1 to 681 and encodes 226 amino acids. Lineage: Eukaryota; Viridiplantae; Streptophyta; Magnoliopsida; Fabales; Fabaceae. The record is from RefSeq and is a predicted model, not a curated record.
AUGCGUUUACAAAGAAAUUGUGAUGUGAACGAUAAGGAGAGAUUAGAAUGGUUUUCAAAUUGGUUAUUGUCUAUUGGUGAUGGCAAGAUAGGUGAACCACAUGACGGUGUUGCUAACAUUGGUAUUCCUGCAAAUUUUCUUCUUCCAUCAUCUCCAAAUCUAAUCAAUGCAAUGUUUCAAUCAACAUAUGGUGAUUUAUUUGAAAAUAUUUCAUCGUCCCAAUACUUCAAUGAUAGAGCUAUAUUGGCAUCACACAUUGAAACUGUUAAUCAGAUCAAUGAGCACAUGUGUGCCAUGUUGCCAGGCGAGUUACAUGACUUCUUCAGUUGUGAUUCAGUUUGCAAAUCAAAUGAAGAUUGUGAUGGCAUGGACAACUUAUACCCAACAGAAUUCUUGAAUACAAUCAAUUGCUCAGGUAUGCCACCUCACAAAUUACAGUUAAAAAUUGGAGCACCUAUAAUGUUGUUGAGGAACAUUGACCAAGUUGCAGGUUUGUGUAAUGGGACACGUCUUCGUAUUACCCAUCCUGGUAAAAGUGUCAUUGAAGCUAUCACUUUGAAAGCAUUAUCUGGAGUCACAAGCAUUGAUGGAUUGAAGGUUGUUGUUGACGAUUCUAAAUGUGGUGCUUCAAAUUCAACCAUAAAUGUAGUUUAUCAAGAAGUGUUUAGGAACAUUGACUGA